AAUAUCUGUAUGUAAGGAGAUAGUUUGUGUAUUGUUUUUAAUUAAAUUUCAUAAUAAUUUUCAUUGUUUCACACAACUGGUUAUUCAUUUAACUGUUUUAAUUAAAUCGUAAAAGUUGAGGUGAAGCCGGAAAUAUUCUUUAAUAUUCGCAGGAAGCACUCAGCUAUGUUUAUGCUUAUUGCAUUGCUAAUGUUGGCGUCUGCCUUCGCAUCUGACAUCGAGUCGGAAAUUUUACCCAAUGAUUUAAUCCAUGUCAUCAACUCGAACACUUCUCUGUGGGAAGCUGGAACAAACUUCCCUCCAGAUACUCCCUUGUCUUUUUUAAAAAAGUUGGCUUCUCUCAAAGGAUACAACAACGAUCCCAACUUUGAGGUUCCCCUCGUUAGAUACAACAACAGGGACAAUGUUCCAAACUCAUUCGAUGCUAGUUCUGCUUGGCCAAAAUGUAAAACGAUCAAACAGAUCAGAGACCAGGGACGAUGUGGUUCUUGUUGGGCUUUUGCUGUUGCCGAAGUAAUGAGUGAUAGGCAUUGUAUUUCAAAAAAUGAACAAUUUAUAUAUUCUCCAGAAGAGUUAGUCUCCUGUUGUUCUAAUUGUGGAUUUGGAUGUAAUGGUGGUUACAUUAUUCAAGCUUUCAAAUACUGGGUAUCAAAUGGGAUUCCAUCUGGUGGAGACGAAGGAUCCAAUCAUGGGUGUCGACCAUACACUGCCGGUUCAACCGGUGUCACACCAAAAUGCAUUCAACGUUGUGUCCCUGGUUAUUCACCGUCCUGGACGAAUGACCUUAAAUACGGAGUAGAAGCCUAUUAUGUUAAUGCCAAUGAAGAGGAUAUGAAGAAUGAAUUGGUCAAGAAAGGCCCAAUUGUAGUUGGUUUUGAUGUUUAUGAAGACUUUUUUCAAUAUAAAAGGGGAGUUUAUACACACACUGCAGGUAAACUUGUAGGAAGGCACGCAGUCAAGAUAAUAGGAUACGGAACUGAAAAUGGUGUUAAAUAUUGGCUGAUCGCAAACUCUUGGGGAGAAAGAUGGGGUGAUGGAGGUUUCUUCAAAAUAAAACGUGGCACAAAUGAAUGCAAUAUUGAAUCCAGACCAUGUGCUGCCAAUCCGCGAACCUAAUUCUUCUUUAUUUUUUAUUAUAAUUUGGUGUUAGACCUGUUAAAUAAAUAGAAGAGCAUGAAAA
Molecule: messenger RNA, 1180 nt
Organism: Aethina tumida (small hive beetle)
Lineage: Eukaryota; Metazoa; Arthropoda; Insecta; Coleoptera; Nitidulidae
Product: cathepsin B-like
Exons: 5
Coding region: 166-1116 (316 amino acids)
Cellular component (GO): lysosome
Molecular function (GO): cysteine-type endopeptidase activity
Source: RefSeq, a predicted model, not a curated record